Molecule: messenger RNA, 5531 nt
Organism: Porites lobata
Lineage: Eukaryota; Metazoa; Cnidaria; Anthozoa; Scleractinia; Poritidae
Source: the annotation of a GenBank genome assembly
AUUUCGCCUUCUCGUCCGUGAUUAUGGCAGACAGAUGUGAUGUAGAAGUGAUUGUGAAACUUGGUGGCUGUGCGGUUACACAGAAGGAUACUUUUGAAACUGUUAAACAUGAUGCGAUUCUAGCAGCGGCCAAGCUGGUGAAACAGAUAAAUGGGAAGUGCAUUGUCAUACAUGGAGCCGGGUAAGGUUCUUUUAAAUUGUUCGAUCGCGAUAUAUAUGCACCAAUUUAUGCACCAAAAACGUAGGAUUUUAUGGUUUUGAUACAAUUUUAUGUGAAAAAUGUGAAUUUUGUAGCCUGUUGAAACAAAUCAUUGUUUACUUCCUGUUACUCGUCGUUAAAAAAUAGCAAAUAUUCCAGGACAAUCCACUUCAGGCUGCUUUCUUUCUCUCAGUCUGUGAAGCAGCCUCGGCGUUGCGUGACUGCCUUGACGGAGAGAUAUGUAUUUCUUUUAGUUGUUGAUUACGUUGUUUAGUUCAGUUCCCAUUGGGACCAUUAGAUCCUUUAUAAACCACUCCUCGUGAAUUUCACACCACUUGAAGCCGACCAGUUUACUCGUGGGUGCUUUUUUCGCUUUCUUAUGUAGGAGGUUUAUAUAGGUUUACCUAAGUUUAAUUUGUACUUGCAUGUUCGCAUCGCUUUUUUAAAAUGAUCUGACUCUGUUUAGUUUUUUAAUUUUUUGCUCAGCAUAACUUGUCAUCAUGUAUUUUUAAUCUAGCUUUUCUUAGUGCUCUGUAUCUGUAUUUUUUGCAUAUAUUCCUUGUUUUUGUUGUAACUUUCACUGGUAGUAUAAAAUUGAUUGCUUGCAGCUCCCUCCAUUUAUCAUUGCGUUGUUUUGUCUCGUCACACUUAUAACAGAAAUAUUUUCUAUUUGGCUGAGCGUAGCGAUAGAGAAUAGAACGGGAGUUUUGAGGGCAUCCAGAUUCAUAUCUCUCCAUUACUAUAAAUCCAUCGUAUAAAUCCUGAUUACCUCCGUGGAAGUGUAUCUGAGGUGAAAGGGUAGUCCCAGAGCACCCAGAGACCCCCCUUUCAGGGAGUUUCCCAGUCACCCUUAUCAUUAGAAAUACUGUAAACCACAUUUUAAGUGGAAAUUGGACUCUGUUGCAUUAGUAUGUUCCCUUAUAUUUACAAUCAACCUCAUUGCCAGGGCAUUUCAUUGCCCCACCCAUCCUGGUCGUUUUGGUAAUUUUUGUUUUUGUUUUUAUCCGUUGUUUUGGUCACUUUGGUCAUUUUUGUCCAACCUUGUUCUCAGCAGAUUCUCUCAUCUGAGAAAACUCUGGGAAAGAGGUUGAUAUUUUGUAUUUGCUUCUGCUCCAUGUUUUAGUUCAUUUGGGCACUUCCAGGCUCAUGAAUAUGGGACAGCUAAUGGAUUCACUGCAGAUGAUCCUGCAAAGGCCCGGAUUGGAUUUGCAAAGACCAGACUUUCAGUUCACAAGGUAUAAAAUAAUCUUUAAAAAAACUCUUAACAUUCACAGUUUCACAGUCAAAAUACUGAUGAGGUUCUAUCUACAAUUAAAAGUAUUGUCCUGACUGCAAUAGUCUUGUUCUAUCCUUGUUGACUUUUUGUUGACAUUAGCAAUUGUUGACAAAUCAGAAGAUGGCAGCUUUACAAAUCUGAUCCAUUUUUGUUUGCUCAACUGGAAUUCACCAUUUAACACACUUUAAUGGUAUAAAGAAGGUCUUAAUUAUAAGACUAAGAAGAAUAUUUUCUUAAAAUGUAAGUGUGCUUGUUUUCAAAACCUCUUUCCGAUAUACCAGCUACUGAUAUACCCUAUGAUUGGUCAAUUUGUGACAGUUUGAUAUUUCAACACUUACAUCAAUCAUUUGGCUUUGCAUGUCCAGAGUCUAACAAAUGUGUUGAGCAUGUGAAACCCUCUUAUGCUGCACCUUUUGACGUUUUGACAUUUUGACAUGAGAAAUGGCUUUGAAGGAAGUGGGCGGGGCAGUCGCCUUGAAUGAGGUAUUUGAAAAGAUGUUUACAGGCUCUCCCCUUCUCUCUUCCUGCUUUUUUUUGCCUCAUUCACUAUUUCACCACCAGCUCACAUUUUUUGUUCAUGUGCACUGACCGAGAGCCUGAUAGAGGCUACACCCAUCCCUGGCCCUUCCAAAAUAGAUCAUAAGCCCACUCAAUACCUCAUCAAAUGGUAAGACAUAUUAGUUUUGUGUAACAGUUCAAUGUUUGAUUCCUGUUUCAUCUUAUUUUUUAUGCAGUUACAUCACAUGAUCAUUGAAGUCUUUAUAGCUAACAACAUUCCAGCUUUGGGAAUUUCAGUAGGUAUUAAUCCUGCUAAAUAUUUUCUGGUGUAGAUAACAGAUGCUGUGGUUCAAUUUUAUGCCUGGUUCAACGUUUAUUUAUUAAUAUAUUUGUUUAGCAAUGUAUUAUAAUCAGUUUGAAAUAAAGAGACUUUAAACCAAGAAAAAAACAGAAUUUAACUACCACAGAGACCCUGCAUGUCCUGUAUACAUGUAAGGCAAGAAUCCAGGUAAAUUUCAGUAAGUAUCAAAUGUCAUUAUCAUCGUCAUUGUCAUUACCUGUUUGAGUUAGCAAGGAAAAUUUUCGCAGGCCACACAUCAUUUGCACUUUCCUUUAUUUUUGUUGUAGCCCUGUGGAUCCUGGCUGACAAGGGGAGGUAUUGUAACAAGGUCAGCAGUCAAACCAGUAGUGGAACUGUUAAGAAGUGGGUUUGUACCAAUACUUCAUGGUGACUGUGUUUUGGAUGAUGUACAAGGAUGUGCUAUUCUUAGCGGAGACAAAAUUAUUGAGGUAACUGACAGUUUUAUCAAUGUCUCAGUCAAUAUUUCAAGCAUGCAUUCCCCAAGGCAGGCAGUUUUGUUUUUUCUUCAGUCAACAGCAAAUUGCAUGGUGGGGCCAUCCAUUUGUACAAAAGCCCAGUUAACGUGGGCCCCCAAAAUAGUGUGCAAAUACCCCACCCAAACAGCAGUAUUUUUUAUAAUAACAUUUAAAGUCAUAGUGACCAGCAAAGAAAUUUGAGAUGGUAUCAAUCAAAAUUACCACCUCUAAAACCAGAAAAUGAUCAAAGUUUAGCAUUAAUUUUCUUGACUUGUAACAGACGGACAAGAAUACUCUCUGCUAGGUUAUGUUCUUUCCAAAAGAGGCACUUAAUAACACAAAAUUUCAAGCUGCAGUCUUUAAAAUUUACCUCUAAAUAAAACUGCAAAUCGUUCUGCUGCUCUCCUAUUCAGAUAGUUCAGUUUUGGUUGCUUUGUGAAGAUAAUCCUAUUUACGUGCUUAUCCAACCUUUUUCUUCUGAAAUGAAUGUAUUGUGGGAUGUCCAGAGGCUGGUGUUCACCGCACUAAUAAACUCAGAUCACUUUUCAAGGACGAAUAUCUUUCAGUGAGCCAGCUUUUGCUUGAGUAUUUUAAAAUUUAUGUGAAUUCGGUUAUGUGGGAAGAACUGACAAUGCCCCACCCCCCAGGUAGGCAUUUGAUGGUCACUCAUUAUGGUAACGCUCAACGUAACUUGACAAAUCCCCUAUCAGAAGGAAUUAGAGAGUGGACAUGCUUGGAAUUUACUAAGACCUUAACUAUACUAGGUGGGGUACUUUCAUAGGGUCAUUUGUCUGAAUACCAAGCUGCAGUUGUGCAUUAUAGAGCAUGUAUGCACUGUGGUCGUACAUGAAAAUACUAAAACAAUUUUAUCUUAUUCUGCAGAAUUUGGUAGAACAUUUGCGCCCAAAAAGGGUUGUAUUUUUGACUGAUGUUGAUGGAAUUUACGACAAACCUCCUGAAAAGGAAGGUCAGUGAUGCAGUUUUACCACUUGUUGAUAUUUCUUAAUUUUAGACUUUCAACUGUACCAACAAAUCAACUCCUUUGUACCACCAGCAAACAUGAACGACAGGUUCACGACAGGAGCCGAUUAGUCGCGCGUUUCCCCACUGAACAAAUGACUGUCCCGUAAAGGUGAUCUGUUCGUAAUUUAAUCAAAAGUCAUGCUUCAAGUUUUCUUAAUGUUUUGCUUGCCAAAUUUCUCGCGCUGGUACUCUGUUAAACUGAACACCUUAUUCAAUCACAAAUGAGCAUAAUCCUAAUGGCUUUACCACGUUUACUAGCCCACCUUCUCUUUUAUAACUUUCUAACUGGCCCCACUCAUCAUCCCCUACCCCACUUUUAAAUUGUCUCUGUUAUUAAUUUUGUAGAUGCUAAUUUGCUACGGAAAGUUUUCGUGAAGCCUGACGGGAAGUUAUCGGUUGCCAUAGCAACGUCGAUUCUGAAACACGACGUCACCGGUGGUGUCCUCGAGAAACUGCAAACGGCGACGAAUAUAAUUCAUAUUUCCGAAGGAAACACUCGCGUUUUUGUCGCAAACAUUACAUCAGAGGUUGCCGCAUAUUCUGCGUGUGUUCUGGGUAUUCUAGAGGGAAGUGGAACCGAGAUUACAGAGGAAAGGGCUUAAGACGUCACGAAAGAUGAACAUCUAGGUAAUCCUAUUCUCUACACCCUGCUAGCAGGACCAAAAAGUAACGCUGGGUGAAUGUACCUGCUUUGUUUAUAGCAGAAGUACACUAACAGCAUCACUAUUGGCUAAAGUCACCGUUAAAUGACGUGACUUUGAAGAUGCGAAUAGCCUAAAGGGAUGUCUUACGUGCGAUACGUCUACCAAAAAAAGGAGCUCUCAGUCAAGGAAAAGAAACACAGAAAAAGAGUGCGCCCGGACUUCACUCAGAAUAGAAAGCGUCAUCAGGUGACUGCUUGUUUGUAAAAUAUGUUAGCUCGGUCGGUGACAUACCUACCACAUACCGGAUAGCUUUUCGUGUCGACGUGAAAAGCUAUCUAUUACCAGCCUCCUCCUCAGGCGCUUCAUUUUCCGUAAGGUAGAGGCAAGCGACUGGUGAUGAGCCGCAAGGGACCAUGGAAAGGGUACAGUCGGCAGACGCCCGCUGUCUCCUUCCCGCCUUUCUUUGCGCGCACGAGAGAGACAUCUGGGCACGAGGCAGAUCCAUUACAGUAUGAACGACAACGGUACAUAAUCGAACAAGUCGUUCGCACACAUCAAACAUCGUGCCUCACUUCUGAAUAUUUACUUCCGUCUCACUGGGUUCCAGUCCUCUCUCUUACUCAUUUGCAUCCGUUACGGUCUAAUUAGCUGUUCACACUGCGACGAAGAGUGGCAGAAAACUAUCCAAUACGUAAAGAUCCACUUUCAAGAUCAGCGCGGCGCAGCUUCGCGCCGAAAUCAGCGUUCUUGUGUGUGAACAGAAGCCCUAUCACAGCCUCCUCCUCAGGCCCUUCGUUUUUCGCAUGGCAGAGGCGAGCGCGAAACAAGUGACCGGUGAUGAACCGCAAGGGACCAUGGGAAGGGUACAGACGGCAGUCUCGCCCGUUGUCUCCUUCCCGCCUUCCUUUGCGCGCACAUUUUCAUCAAAAGAGAGACGUCUGGGUACGAGGCAGAGCCCUAUCCGAUAUGGUUUUGUAUCGGUACAAGCGUCAACAUAGCCUUAGACUAUUUCAAAAGACUUGGGGCGUACUUUUAGAAUAUGUUAAGCAAAUACACAGCUCAUCAUCUUUCCCCC